Molecule: messenger RNA, 816 nt
Organism: Oppiella nova
Lineage: Eukaryota; Metazoa; Arthropoda; Arachnida; Sarcoptiformes; Oppiidae
Source: the annotation of a GenBank genome assembly
AGAGCUAACCAUCUGUUGGUCGGUAUGAAUAAAGAUAACGACAAUGCGAUGUCUACUCUGGAGGACAUCGCGGAUGUGAUCGAUGUCACAGACAGUGAUGAUGGUGUCGAAGAUGUGCCACAAAAAGAAACUGAUAAUCAAAUGAAAGCUAAGACUUUUGAUGAGUACAAGAAGUCAUUGGAUGGGCUCAGAGGUGUUGCCCAAAGUGGGGGUCGAUUUGGAUACCCAGUUCCCAUGGGAACUAAUUGUGUGGACAAAAGACCCGAUAAGUCGAUUGAUGAAUAUGUUAAAGCACUGUAUGGCGGGGUUACCACCGAUGGCAACAAAUAUCGAUCCAAUGAUAGCAAGUCUGUGGACAAGAAGUCAGAGAUGACUACAAGCAUUGAAGUUAUCGGCGAAAUACCUGUGCGACCAAAACUUGUCGACUCAUCUGCGGACAAAACAGUGUCCUAUAACACUAAGGGAUUGCUGGAUGAGUUUGGUCCGCUGAAAUCAACCAGUGGCCGAUCACCAGAAUUACCGCAUAUCGACCGAUACCGGGUCAGUUGCCAAGGGCCCUUUGACCAGGACUAUAUGAGCAAUGAUAUGAGAGACAAUUACUUGAGGAAUAGUUAUCCGGUGGGGCCUACCAUUCACCCCAAGAUGCAAUAAAAUGAUUGACAUAUCAUUAAAACGUGAGACAACUGGUUAGGAUUUGAAUGGAAAUUAGGAUCCCUUUUUGAAUGCUAAUUGCUAAUUACAAAUUGAUUAAUUAAUUUAACGACUAAAUUUAAUAAGUAAAAUUUAAACAUUAAACUCAAAUUGUAUUAAACGAAG